UGCACUUUUCUUUCCUUUCUUCUGUUGGAGCUCCACUGAGGUUCCGGCGAAUCAGCACCGAAAACCGGCAUUUUACUAUAAAAAAAAUUGCUUAUCUUUUGUGGAAAAAGUAUUUUCUCUAAGUUUGUGAUUCUCAUUUUACUUCUUUUAGCUUUUAGUUCCCCAACUUCUCGGCGUAAACAUCAAAUGUGAGGUCCAAUCACCAUUUGAUGAAAUUUCUAUGAUGGGACAAGUAGAAUUUUGAAGUUGAAAGAUGCCAUCUCAAAGAAAAAGAAAUCGUAAGCAAAAGAACCAGACACAACUUAAUGAAGAGAAUGAUGGGGAGGUAGUCAGUGUCGAUUGGGCAGGGCUUCCUAAGGGUAUCCUUGAGAUCAUUUUCGAGCAACUAUCUCUAAUUGAUUGUAUCUCUGUUAGCAAUGUUUGCAAGCCUUGGAGAAAAGUUUUUUCGCGGGAACUUUCUUGUUGGGAAAGGCUUGGCUUCCCGUCACUUUUGAUGUCUGGUCAGAAAGAUAGAGAGAAGAGAAUUUGCAUUAGCAUGCUAGAGAAGCGAGCUUGGGAGAUGGAGAUGCCUGAGGCUCGUGGAAAAUAUUGUUGGGGAUCAUUUCAAGAUUGGUUGAUUCUAGUGGAUGAUGUAGAAUGUUAUUCCCUGAAUAUUAGCUUGUUAAAUCCAUUCACUAGAAGCAAAAUCAACCUUCCAAGAACAUGGGACUUUUACCACAAGAUGGUCCUCUCAGGGCAUCCCUGUCGAGAAAACUGUGUGUGCAUGCUUGUACACAGUCAGCGUCAGGAGCUUGCCUUUUGGGUCCCAGGAGCUCAAUCAUGGCAUGAAUAUAAACUCGUUGGCGACCCAUUUGAGGAUGCUAUCUUUUGCAAUGGAAGCUUCUAUCUUUUGAGCAAGGAUAACAGCAUUUUCCAAAUUGAUACGGCUAGUGUUUCUGCCACCCUUAGAAGGGAUGACUCUUCUGCUUCUGCUGUUGCUUCUGAAUCUGAGAUCAAAACUGAAUUCCAUAAAGUAAUCAUGCCGGAGUCGGAGAACCAUGUAAACGAUGGUGUCUUGAGGUAUCUUGUGGAGUCUUGCGGCGAGAUUUUGCUUGUCUGUAGGCAUUUUAGUACUUUACCAGGUGCUGUACUUGAAACACGGAAUUUCAAAGUCUAUGUACUGGAUAUUGGCCAAAUGUCUUGGAAAAGGGUUGAGAAUUUGGGGGAUCGAAUACUAUUUUUAGGUAAAUGCAGUUCAAGAUCGUUCUCUGCCGUGGAACUCGGGGUCGAGAUAAGAAAUUGCAUCUAUUUCUCCAAUGAUAAUACUGCUCCUUGGUGGAAUGAGUGGCAUUCCAUUCAUCUUAAAGGAAUGUCAGCUCGUCUCGGUUUGGAUAAUUCUGGCAGGAAACAUUGGGGCACUUUCAGUCUUGGUAAUAGAAACAAUAUACACUUCUGCUUCCGGGGCGAUCGAGAUAACUGGGGUCCUAUCUGGUUCACCGCACCUCUAUGGUGGUACUGUAACAAUUUUCUUAUCAACUGAUAGUAAUUUUGGCUCACGUACACUAAUCUUCGCAGGGUAUCUCUUGAAAUAGAAGCCAAUGCACUACUGCGCAUUAUUAGCCUGACUCGAAAAGGGGGAGCUUGUUUCAGAUUCGGAGCUAAACUAUGCCACCAUGGACAAACAAGUUAGGCGUACGGGAUAGUUGGUUUUGCACUUGGCAUAGUUUGGCCCUUUAUAUUUUGAAUUGGGAUUUUAGAGCUCUCAUUUUUUGAGGUUUUGCUUGUAUAGGCUUAAUCCAGAUCCUUUGACUUUUGACUGUUUGCAGAAUUUCUUAUAUUUUUCCUUGUCCCUUAAUGUCUUCAGUUGUGUGUGUGUGUUCCAUGUGUAUGACCGGGAAAAAAAAAAAAAAAAAAAAAGGCGUAGCUCUUCUUCCCCUUUCCUUUUGGUGUGACGGAACUUGCACUACGUAGUUGUGGUAGUAAAGUCCGCAAUAAUAGGCUGAAUUGACCUUUUUUGUGGACCAGAAGAACUAUUUGCUAUCUGUUGAAUUAGAAGAAUACUACUUUUAGAAAAUUGACAUUCGAAUA
This is a messenger RNA of Morus notabilis, 2067 nucleotides long. RefSeq names its product F-box protein At3g56470. Lineage: Eukaryota; Viridiplantae; Streptophyta; Magnoliopsida; Rosales; Moraceae. Bases 254 to 1519 code for a protein of 421 amino acids. The transcript is spliced from 3 exons. The record is from RefSeq and is a predicted model, not a curated record. Gene Ontology annotation, molecular function: protein binding.